AUGGUAGCUACUCGGUACCCCGCUUAUAUGUCGACGCUGACAGCCUGCGGCCUCUCUCUACUCAUCUGCCUGCAGCCAAUUCCCAUACAAGCUGCUUCUAUUUGGGGGGCCAGCAUCUGGAUUGACCCUGCGCCGCCCCCGAGUGAAGGACCCCCAAUCUCUGCAUCUGCUACAAGAGAUACUGCGUUGCUCUGGAGAGAGAUAGUUGCCAUAGUCGCAGCAUACAUCGCCGUCGUGUCUCUCUUGCUAGGCUGUCUUUUGACCGUUGGCAGACGUCUCCGUCGCGGCGCACAAGAGUCCAACGGAACGCUGGAAAUGGAUCUUGUCAAACCGUCAGCAGGAAUGAUGGAAGAUUCGCCAGCUCCAGUGGAGUUCUCUACCAACAACUUGUGGCCCAGCCCGAUGAGCACCACGACCCAGAGUAAUGUCUGGCCGAGCCCGCCCAAAAACAAAGCUCGAUCCUUCAACAUGCCUUGGUCUUCUUCAAAUAGAGCUCAGUCAGCAGCAUCGAUAGCUGGGAGCGUUUCAACCGUUGACGAAAGCGUCGUUCAGGCUGACCGGGUGAAAGCACAAGAAGAAAUGGAGAGGCUGUACGCAGCUGUUAUGGAACACGAUGCAAGGAAAUCCGCUAUGUCUCAAGAGACUGCUACUACCAGGGCAACCCCCCCUUCGCCGUUGAGGUCGCCCGUCCGUCUAAAUCCGCCAGAGGGACCUCCCGAAUUCCGACAUCUAAGGCGCCAGCAGCAACCUCUCUCUCCCGUAUCUCCAUCCUCUCCUCUAUCAGCGUGUCAUCUACCAACCGUGACCGAGUUUGAACCACAGCAUCACUCAAGUCUUCCUUUCCAGGAGGACCCAGCAUCAAAGGAAUCGCCCAUCUCCCCACGAACCGAAAGAUUCUCAAGGCUCUCACAGCUUUCUUUCCUCAGCUCUAGAUCUAAGAACUCCACCUCCUCACCAAAGAAACUGCUUGGGCGCAGCUCCAUACGGGGCCUUCACAUCUCAUCCCCCAUGGGCUCACCCGAACUCAACUCUCGUGACUACCCCGAUAAACAGCCUCUCUCUCCUCGCACAUAUAACCCAGGACCUCCCCCCUUGACCCCCCAUGAACAAGCAAAACUCAACUCUCCUCAACCCAGCAUGGCCCCUCCCCCAUCAUUCCUCACCUCUCCACCCAGCAAAGAAUCACUGGAUAGUCGCAAAUUCCGCCCUACUCCUCCAUCGUUGAAUAUCAACACAGCUCACAGCACACCUCCGCUGCCGUUCCGCGUUGCUUACGACAGCCCCAUGAGCGCUCCAUCAACCAAGACCACUAUCGUUGAGCGAAGGACGAGUCUUUUACAUGGGCCACGGACGGGUGUUCCUCGCACGCCUUAUAGUCCAUAUAUGCCAUUUACCCCUAUUACCCCCUUGACGCCCAGCCAUGUUGUCACCCGCCAGGAGCGGAAGCAAAGACAGAAACGGGACGGGCCAAGGGUGUUGAUGGAGGAAGAUCUGGUUAAGAGUGACGAAGAUAUGUGGUCAUAG
Nannizzia gypsea CBS 118893 is the source of this 1524-nucleotide messenger RNA. RefSeq lists its product as hypothetical. The record is from RefSeq and is a predicted model, not a curated record. The transcript has a single exon. Lineage: Eukaryota; Fungi; Ascomycota; Eurotiomycetes; Onygenales; Arthrodermataceae. Bases 1 to 1524 code for a protein of 507 amino acids.